AUGUCAGUCCAAACGAAGGGACCGAGAGAACGGAUUCCGGCUCUCGGUAUGACCGGACAGUUUCUCGAUGGACUGCGACACGGUACGGGAAUUCUCUACCGGUGGAAUAACACGCAAUACAUCGGCGAAUGGCAAUCCGGCAAGCAGCACGGAGUAGGGACUUUCCUCGAGAACGAUGAAACCCAACACACCACCAGGUUGGAGUACGAAGGUCAGUGGUCGUUCGAUAAGAAAGACGGAGAAGGAGCCGAGAUUUUAUCGGACGGUACGAAAUACGUAGGAGAGUGGAAGGCGGGUAAUAAGAACGGCCACGGGACCGAGACCCGUGCGAACGGAGACACCUUCGAGGGACAGUUCCAGGACGAUCUGUUCAACGGCGAGGGGGUGCACACUUUUGCGGAUGGGGACAAGUACUUCGGGCAGACACACAUUAACAGUGACAAUCUAAGGACAUUUUGUGUCAUGCAAAAACUGCAUGACAUCUUCCAGACCCAGACAUUUUUGCAGUUGAUACGCUGCUCUAUCUCCCGCGAGCGCCCCCGUGGUGGCAAUGGUGGCGGCGACGGUGGUAUCCUGUGCAAAACUAUCGUACUCGUACUAAUCGCAGGCAUGCAUUACAAAUUCUGUUCUCAAUGUAAAUCCGCACUACAAAUUUAAUUUCUCAUGCUGAGGGAAUUUGUCAUGCAUUUAUACGAGUGCGAUGCUUUUGCAUUCCAUAGGUGGCACCACUUUGUGGGUCGGUGGUUUGCCCGAAUCCGUGCGGGAGGACGACGUGCGCGACGUUUUCAGCAAGUUCGGAAAGGUAUAGUGAUGUAUUUUGGACUACACAAGGCUUUUUUAGCAAUAGAAAAGGAGGAGCCCGCUAUCCCGCUGCCGCAUGACAAAGUUGAAGUGCGGGAUACUUGUCUGGGACUUUCACAACUCAUCUAAUAUGCGAAAGACAAAUCAUGGUGGGUGCAAGAACAGGAAAAAAUCUGUGAUUGCAGUCCGUGCAUGAUAAACUGUAUUUCAGAUGCAUGGUUCCUUUCCAUAUCAAAAACUCCAUAUCACAGAUCGUCGACGUGCGCAUGAAGAACAGCGACGUUCGCAAGGGCCCCCCGUUUUGCUUCGUCGAGUUUACCGAUCGUGGAGAUUACGAAACAGAAAUUGAGUCACAGUCAUGCUGAACUAGAACUCGCACGGCAACAAGUUGAAUGAUUUUUGCAACUACUAGAGUAGUGCGGUUCAUCAGCCUUUGAUAGAAAAGACUUGUGUUGCAGGGGAGCAACUUGUAUGGAAUAGAGUGUAUUGGUAUUCAGUCUAAAAAUUGUGUAUUCCUUUCUUCAAAAAGACUGACUUGAUUUUUUUGUAGUGCGAGUUCAGUACAACGACUUUGGUCUUUCUCAACCUUUCCAUACCCGUGCGCAGGACGCUAUCAAAGAUCUGGAUCAAUCUCGUCCCUUCCGCAAGGACGACAAGAUCACCGUGCAGUUCACUGCAGAGAAGGGCUCCAAGGGCAAGGGCAAGCGCCGGUACGACUCCCGGGACCGCGGCAGGGGCAAGGGCCGCUACGACUCUCGUGACCGCGGCCGCCGGCACAGCGGGGGGAAGGACCGCGACCGCAAGGGCAUCUCGAGGGCCAAAGGUACUAUGUACGAAUGUGCUUUUUAUUGUUCUUGAGGUUUUUCAUCUGUAUGACGAGGGAUAAUCGCGAAUUUGUUUGUUCCGAGGAGGACAAAUUUAAACCACUAUGCUUCCCUCCGCAUAAUUACAAAUUGAAAUUCUAGGUGAGUUGUCGGAGGGCGCUUACAAGAUCACGUUGGAAGGAAUUCCGAACGACAUGACCUGGACCGAUAUGGGAUUCAAGAACACUUCCAGCUCUUGAUCGUAGAAUCAAUGAGAGUUUGUGAUGCAGAACCACAUUGGCACUACCGCUAGCUUCACUCUCUACAACUGUGGUUUUAUGCAACACAAAUUCACAAAUUCUGCGCUCGAGAAGCAAGAAAUUUCUCAUUUCCAUACUCUAGUUGAAGGAAAUGGGAAGGCAGCAUGUGGGCGGGGACAGAUACAUGGAUGUGACGUUUGCCCGCACCUUUCGCAACCGCCAGGGCACGGCCUGCGGCAUUUUGGAGUUCAAGAGCAGGUAUAGAGAUGAAUUCGACUUGAUAUAAUUUCGGAGUUUUAUCGCAAGAAAAAACUGUUUCACUGUAAACUUGUGAUGCAGAAUAAAAUGGAUCGCAGAAGUGUGUGUCAUGCUACACAUGCAAGACGUACUUCUUUAUCUUUUCAGGUCUAUGGCUCAGGAUUUGGUGGACAAGUUGGAUGACCGAAAGAUUAAGGGCUGGGAUGCUAUCCGGAAUUUUGCGGGGACCAGUUCGAGUCAAGUUGUCAUGGGGGUAGUUUGUAUUGCAAAAUUUUGCAUGAUAUCGGCGAUGAACAGUUUCAUCUAUUAACUUUGCAUCACAAGGAAUUGUAAGAAGUAUGCAGAUUAGCAGGAUCAGCUGGAAGAUUGUUCUGCAAACCGGUAUUUGGUCGAGGUUCUUUCUGCACCAUUAUAAUUCUGAUUUUGCAAUUACAAAAAAAACAUUUUCUUUGACCACUCGAAGUUCCUUUACACCUCGAUAGCACAGCGUCUGCGGGUCAAGAUGGGAGACCACUCUUGGGACUGA
Messenger RNA from Amoebophrya sp. A120, 2648 nucleotides. Lineage: Eukaryota; Dinophyceae; Syndiniales; Amoebophryaceae. The record is from the annotation of a GenBank genome assembly.